Messenger RNA from Ruditapes philippinarum (Manila clam), 498 nucleotides. RefSeq lists its product as uncharacterized. The transcript is spliced from 3 exons. Lineage: Eukaryota; Metazoa; Mollusca; Bivalvia; Venerida; Veneridae. The record is from RefSeq and is a predicted model, not a curated record. The coding region runs from base 91 to 441 and encodes 116 amino acids.
CAAUUUAGUUCUGAACCUGGAACUAGGUCAAUAAUCACGAGUUCUUAUCUUAUCGUAGUAAAAGUUACAUCAAUAAAAUCAUACAACAAGAUGGAUAUUCAUGGACACGUCUACUUACUCUUCCUGAUGUUAGCAUGUCUUCUAGGAAAUAAUUUAGAUUGUGAAGCAGCAGAGAACCCGUGUUCAUAUGGAAGUCCAUUGCAUGGUUCCUAUUGCGGCCGAGGUGGUCAUCCCUGUCCUCAAUAUCACUCUUGUAAAAUAGCGCCAAACGACGCUUAUGCCGUCUGCUGUCCUGAUUAUUGUAAAGCUGGAUCUCUUCCUGUAAUGGACGGCAAUGGGUUUCCGGUGCAUUGUGGGAGAGGAGGAAUGCAGUGUCCGGAUUCAUACAUCUGUCGCGUGGCACCAACCGACGCCUGGGCCGUCUGCUGUCCAGAUAUUUAGAUAUUUUUAUGUGACUAAUCCGAAUGUAAUUAAAUGAUGAAUUAUUUAUUUAUCAAA